AGUCCUGGUCUCUGGAUUCUUGUGUUGACGUCUGGAGUCAGAGCAACUGGUGAUGAAAGAGUCCAGGCUCAGUGCCUCCCAGGAAUGGCCUCACAUCCUGUUGUGCAACUUUCCGGAGCCUCUAGGUCAGUGUGGUGCUUUGUAGCUGUCCCGGGAGCCCUCAGUAGCUGGAGUUGGUGCACGGGAAGGAUGAGGAAGACCAGGCGCUGGGGGCUGCUGUGGAUGCUGUUUGUCUCAGAACUUCAAGCUGCAACUGAAUUAACUGAGGAAAGGUUUGAUCUGGAAGAGGGGCAGACCCUGACUGUGAACUGUCCCUAUGGGAUAGGGAUGUAUGACCACAGCCAGAAGGCUUGGCAGAGGAUAAGAGAGGGAAAAGGGCCGCCCCAGACCCUGGUAACCACAGAGACGCCUUCGGAGAAUUCCCAUCCUAUCCAAGUGGGGAGGAUCAUACUAGAAGAUUACCAUGAUCAUGGCUUACUGCGUGUCCAAAUGACCAACCUCCAAGUGGAAGACUCUGGACUGUAUCGGUGUGUGAUCUGCCAGGAUCCCAAGGAACCUCACGUGCUGUUCUAUCCCGUCCGGUUGGUGGUGGCCAGGGGUUCUUCAGGUACCCCUGCCUCCAGUGAGAGUUCUACCCAGAAUGUGGAUAGUGUUCCUCCUACCACCACUAAGCCCCUGGGCCCACUGUAUACCAGCCCCAGAACUGUGACCCAAGCUCCACCCAAGUCAACUGCUACCGUCUCCACACCUGGCUCUGAAAUCAACAUUAAAAAUAUGACAGAUAUCAUCAGAGUUCCCGUGUUCAACAUUGUCAUUCUCAUGGCUGGCGGAUUCCUGAGUAAAAGCCUGGUCUUCUCUGUCCUGUUUGCUGUCACGCUGAAGUCAUUUGGAUUCUAGACCCACGAACCCACGAGACAGUCUUCUGAUCUCCAGCCACAUCCAUCUGGCAGUGUGCUAAGAGAGGAGAGAGGAGAAAAAAGGUCGGGGGGAGUUAAUACCAUGAAUUAAAUCUGUAAUCACUGGAUAUUUCUAAAGCCAGGAUCUCACCUUCCUGCCUACUGCCCUCAUUUCUCACUUGGAUGGGCAUUUGCCCCUCAGAAAAGAAGUUACAGCCCCAAACAUGCCUGGUCCUUCAUUCCACCAGCUACUUGGCAUUUGCAUGAAAUACAGACAGUUCAAUGCUUUUCAUCGUAAUUUCUUGUGGGGGCUGUGACAUGCAGAGGGCACGCCUAAUCCUUCUCCUGCUGAGUUUUUCCCUGGACCGUACAAUUUUGGCCUGACCUGGACUGAGCUCCCACUACAGAAGCAUCCUCCUUGCCCCAUGCUGGGACUUCCUCUGUGUAGCAUCAGACACUUGGUUUUCAUGCUUAUAUGUGGUUCUUUCCAACACUCCCAGAAAAGGGUGUUGAAGAUUGUGGAACAUGGAGAAAUAAGACCUCAUUGUGAGAAAGUGCAUCUUUCUCAGAGAAAAUAGUUAAACUGAAUAUCUUGUCUUGG
Molecule: messenger RNA, 1497 nt
Organism: Sapajus apella (tufted capuchin)
Lineage: Eukaryota; Metazoa; Chordata; Mammalia; Primates; Cebidae
Gene: TREM1
Product: triggering receptor expressed on myeloid cells 1
Exons: 4
Coding region: 85-897 (270 amino acids)
Biological process (GO): chemokine production; cytokine production involved in immune response; neutrophil-mediated killing of gram-negative bacterium
Source: RefSeq, a predicted model, not a curated record